GUGCUCUGCUCUGCAGGGCGGUGGCAGCAACCCCCGGCCGGCCCCCGGCUGCUCCGAGUCCAAUGGGCUCCGGGGCGGCGGCGGCUGCCCCCUCCCCGUGCCUCCCGCCCUAUAUAGCGCCCGGGCGGCGCCGCUGCCCCAUCCGUCGGGCUGCCUGCGAGCAGCCCCUGUUGCCGAACCGUGCUGAGCCGUGCCCGGAGGAUGCCGUGCCGAAACGGGUGGCGGCUGGCGCUGCUUGCCCUCUGCCUGGGGGUGGCAGCGGGAGGGGGCGCAGGGCAGCGGCGGGGAGGGAAGAGCCGGAGGCAGGCGCAGACCCCCACCGUGCCCCAAGCCAGCCCAGCGCAGGGCAAGCAGACCUGUUUUGACAAUGGAAGGUACUAUCAGAUAAACCAGCAGUGGGAGCGCAUCUACCUGGGGAACACACUGGUCUGUACCUGCUAUGGCGGGAGCAGAGGGUUUAACUGCGAAAGUAAGCCUGAACCUGAAGAGACUUGCUUUGAUAAAUACACUGGAUCCACUUACCGAGUAGGGGAGACAUAUGAGCGCCCCAAGGACUCCAUGAUCUGGGACUGUACUUGCAUUGGAGCUGGACGUGGGAGAAUCAGCUGCACCAUUGCCAAUCGCUGCCAUGAGGGCGGCCAGUCCUACAAGAUCGGCGAUACCUGGCGUCGCCCCCACGAGACGGGUGGCUACAUGCUGGAGUGCGUGUGCCUGGGCAAUGGCAAGGGCGAGUGGACCUGCAAGCCCGUGGCUGAGCGAUGCUACGACAAUACGGCCGGGACAUCCUACGUGGUGGGUGAGACCUGGGAGAAGCCCUACCAAGGAUGGAUGAUGGUGGACUGCACCUGUCUUGGGGAGGGCAGCGGCCGCAUCACCUGCACCUCCAGAAACAGGUGCAAUGACCAAGACACCAAGACUUCCUACAGAAUCGGAGACACCUGGAGCAAGAAGGAUAACCGUGGAAACUUGCUUCAGUGCAUCUGUACUGGUAAUGGCAGAGGUGAAUGGAAGUGUGAAAGACACACAUCCCUGCAUACAACUAGCACUGGUUCUGGCUCUCCUAGCUUCACAAACGUACAGACUGCGUUGUACCAGCCCCAGCCUCAACAGCCCCAGCCUCAGCCAUAUGGCCAGUGCAUAACUGAUAACGGAGUGGUGUACUCAGUGGGUAUGCAGUGGCUCAAGACGCAGGGCAGCCAGCAAAUGCUUUGUACCUGCCUGGGCAACGGAGUCAGCUGCCAAGAAAUAGCUGUGACCCAAACAUAUGGUGGCAAUUCCGAUGGAGAAGCCUGUGUUCUGCCUUUCACCUACAAUGGAAGGACUUUCUACUCCUGCACAACUGAAGGCCGCACAGAUGGACACCUCUGGUGCAGCACCACUUCCAACUUUGAGCAGGACAGGAGAUACUCCUUCUGUACUGAGCAGAAUGUUUUGGUCCAGACUCGUGGUGGCAAUUCCAAUGGUGCUCUGUGCCACUUCCCCUUCCUGUACAACAACCGCAACUACACUGACUGUACUUCUGAGGGACGGAGAGACAACAUGAAGUGGUGUGGAACCACUGAGAACUAUGAUGCUGACCAGAAAUUUGGUUUCUGCCCAAUGGCUGCCCAUGAAGAAAUCUGCACUACCAAUGAUGGUGUCAUGUACCGUGUUGGGGACCAGUGGGACAAACAGCAUGACUUGGGCCACAUGAUGAGAUGUACCUGUGUAGGCAAUGGCCGUGGAGAGUGGACUUGCAUUGCGUACUCCCAGCUCAGAGACCAGUGCAUUGUGGACGGUAUCACCUAUGAUGUGAACCAGACAUUCCACAAGCGUCACGAUGAGGGGCACAUGCUGAACUGCACGUGCUUUGGCCAGGGUCGGGGGAGAUGGAAAUGUGAUCCUGUUGAUCAGUGCCAGGAUUCAGAAACCCGUACCUUUUACCAAAUCGGAGAUUCGUGGGAGAAGUACGUCCAUGGCAUCAGAUACCAGUGCUAUUGUUAUGGUCGUGGUAUUGGAGAGUGGCAUUGCCAGCCCCUGCAGGCCUAUGCUGGGGCAACUGGUCCUGUUCAGGUGAUUAUUACAGAGAGUACAAAUCAGCCAAACUCCCAUCCUAUCCAAUGGAAUGCUCCAAAAACAUCUCACAUCAGCAAGUACAUCCUGCGCUGGAGACCGAAAAACUCUGGAAAGCACUGGAAGGAAGCCACCAUUCCUGGUCACCUGAACUCCUACACCAUCUCAGGCCUGAAGCCUGGUGUGAUUUAUGAAGGACAGCUCAUCAGUGUUCAGCAGCAUGGCCCCAAGGAAGUCACGCGCUUUGAUUUUACCACAACUAGUACCACAGCGGUGACAAGCAACACUGUUUCAGGAGAGACAACUCUUCUUCCUCCAAUGGUUGCUACUUCUGAGUCAGUCACUGAAAUCACAGCCAGCAGCUUUGUUGUCUCCUGGGUUUCUGCAUCUGACACAGUUUCUGGAUUCCGCGUUGAGUAUGAGCUGAGCGAGGAGGGAGAUGAGCCACAGUAUCUUGAUCUUCCAAGUACAGCCACUUCUGUCAACAUCCCCGACUUGCUUCCCGGUCGCAAGUAUAUUGUUAACGUCUAUCAGAUCUCUGAAGAAGGAGAACAGAAUCUGAUCCUGUCUACUUCACAGACUACAGCUCCUGAUGCACCUCCUGAUCACACCGUGGAAAGCGUAGAUGACACAUCAAUUGUCAUUAGCUGGAGCAGACCACAGGCUCCAAUCACAGGCUACAGAAUUAUCUACACACCCUCUGUGGAAGGCAGCAGCACGGAGCUUAACCUGCCCGACACUGCUACUUCUGUAACCCUCAGUGACUUGAUGCCAGGUGUUCAGUACAACAUCAGCAUCUACGCAGUGGAAGAAAAUCAGGAGAGUACUCCUGUCUUCAUCCAACAGGAAACCACAGGCGUCCCACGCACAGACGAAGUUCCUUCACCCCGAGAUCUGCAGUUCGUGGAAGUUUCUGAUGUCAAGGUCACCAUCAUGUGGACGCCACCACAGAGCCAAGUGUCUGGCUAUCGGGUGGAAGCAAUCCCCGUCAAUCGCCCUGGCCAGCAUGGCCAGAGGCUGCCCAUUACCAGAAGCUCUUUUGCUGAAGUUGUUGACCUGAUCCCAGGAACAACCUAUCUCUUUAAGAUCUUUGCCGUGAGCCAUGGCAGGGAGAGCAAACCUUUGACUGGAGAGCAAACCACCAAACUUGAUGCCCCAACCAACCUGAGAUUCCUCAAUACCACGGAGCACUCGGUGCUAGUGUUGUGGACGCGGCCCCGUGCUGUGAUCACAGGAUACCGGCUGACUGCAGGUCCCACGAGAGGAGGCCAGCCACGGACCUACAACGUGGGACCUUCUGCCAUGAAGUACCUUCUCAGGAACCUGCAGCCCGGCACUGAGUACACAGUGUACCUCGUGGCAGUUAAAGAAGACUUGCAAAGCGCAAGAGAGACUGGAGUCUUCACGACUUAUCAGCCUGUUGGCUCUGUUCCUCCUUUCAACACAGAAGUGACUGAGACUUCUAUUGUCAUCACCUGGACACCUGCCCCAAGGAUUGGUUUCAAGCUGGGUGUGCGCCCAAGCCAAGGUGGAGAGGCUCCCCGGGAGGUCAUCUCUGAUUCUGGCAGCAUCGUGAUAUCUGGCCUGACCCCAGGAGUGGAGUACACCUACAGCCUCACCGUCCUGAUGGACGGCCAGGAGAGAGAGACUCCCAUCAUCAGGAGAGUGAUUACACCCCUGUCUCCACCAACCAACCUGCGCCUGGAGCCCAAUCCCGAUACUGGAAUCCUGAUAGUCUCCUGGGACAGAAGCACAACUCCAGGAAUUAGUGGCUACCGAGUGACCACUGCUCCUACCGACGGGCAGCAGGGCUCCACCUUGGAGGAAGUGGUAGGUGCAGAUCAGACUACCUGCACCUUCGAAAACCUCAACCCGGGUGUGGAGUACAACGUCAGUGUUUACUCAGUCAAGGACGAGCAGGAGAGCAUCCCCAUCUCCAAAACCAUCACGCAAGAGGUGCCCCAACUCACUGACCUAAGCUUUGUUGACAUAACUGACUCAAGCAUCGGCCUGAGGUGGACCCCGUUAAAUGCCUCCACCAUUAUUGGGUACCGCAUCACAGUAGUUGCGGCAGGAGAAAGUGUCCCUAUUUUUGAAGAUUUUGUGGACUCCUCAGUAGGAUACUACACAGUCACAGGCUUGGAGCCGGGCAUUGAUUACGACAUCAGUGUAAUCACACUCAUUAAUGGCGGAGAGAGCGCCCCUACCACUCUGACACAGCAAACGGCUGUGCCUCCUCCCACUGAUCUCCGCUUCACUAAUGUGGGGCCUGAUACUAUGAGAGUGACAUGGACUGCACCAACUUCCAUCGUGCUGAGCAGCUUCUUGGUGCGCUACUCACCUGUGAAGAAGGACGAAGAUGUUGCAGAGCUGACGAUUUCACCCUCUGACAACAUGGUGAUCUUAACAAAUCUGCUCCCUGGUACUGAAUAUCUUGUGAGAGUCUACAGUGUUUCUGAGCAACAUGAGAGUGCACCUUUGUCUGGAAUCCAGAAAACAGGUCUCGAUUCCCCCACUGGCCUUGACUUCUCGGAUAUAACUGCCAACUCUUUCACCGUCCACUGGAUUGCUCCUCGUGCCACCAUCACCGGCUACAGAAUCCGGUAUCACCCAGAGCAUGGUCCCAGCAAGCCCAAGGAGGACCGCGUGCCCCCCUCACGGAACUCCAUCACUCUUACCAGCCUGCUCCCAGGGACCGAGUAUGUGGUCAGCAUCAUUGCCAUCAACGGCAGGGAGGAGAGCGUGCCCUUGGUCGGCCAGCAAACAACAGUGUCUGACGUUCCAAGGGACCUGGAAGUUACCCCCACCAGCCCAACCAGCCUUGUGAUCUCCUGGGAUGCUCCUGCAGUGACAGUCAGAUACUACCGGAUCACUUAUGGUGAAACAGGUGGAAGCAGCCCUGUACAGGAGUUUACAGUGCCUGGCACCGUGUCCACUGCUACCAUCACUGGCCUCAAACCUGGCGUGGACUACACUAUCACCGUGUAUGCUGUAACUGGUCGUGGAGACAGCCCUGCCAGCAGCAAGCCAGUUACUGUCACCUACAAAACAGAAAUAGACACACCAUCCCAGAUGCAAGUUACUGAUGUCCAGGACAACAGUAUCAGCAUCAGAUGGCUCCCUUCAACAUCCCCAGUCACAGGAUAUCGGGUGACAGCUGUCCCCAAGAAAGGCCAUGGACCCACAAAAACGAAAAAUGUCCCUCCAGAUCAAACACAAGUCACUAUUGAAGGUCUGCAGCCCACAGUUGAGUACAUGGUCAGUGUCUACGCUCAGAAUCAGAACGGAGAGAGCCUCCCCUUGGUGGAGACAGCUGUCACCAACAUUGACCGCCCUAAAGGACUAACAUUCACUGAGGUGGAUGUUGAUUCCAUCAAAAUUGCUUGGGAAAGCCCGCAGGGGCAAGUCACCAGGUACAGGGUGACCUACUCAAGCCCUGAGGAUGGAAUCCAUGAGCUAUUGCCGGCCCCAGGUGGCGAAGAAGACACUGCUGAGCUGCAUGGCCUCAGGCCAGGUUCUGAGUACACUAUCAAUAUCGUUGCCAUAUACGAUGACAUGGAGAGCCUGCCCCUCACUGGGACCCAGUCCACAGCAAUCCCACCUCCAACAAACCUGCAGUUUACUCAGGUAACUCCCACCAGUCUUACUGUCAACUGGAAUGCACCAAAUGUUCGUCUAACUGGCUACAGAGUCAGAGUGAACCCCAAAGAGAAGACUGGUCCUAUGAAAGAAAUCAACCUUUCUCCGGACAGUACAUCUGCCGUUGUGUCUGGAUUAAUGGUGGCAACCAAGUAUGAAGUGAGUGUGUAUGCACUGAAGGACUCUCUGACCAGCCGACCUGCCCAGGGGGUGGUGACCACUCUUGAAAAUGUUAGUCCCCCUCGCAGGGCCCGUGUGACAGAUGCCACAGAGACAACCAUCACCAUUACCUGGAGAACCAAGACCGAGACAAUCACUGGCUUCCAAAUCGAUGCCAUCCCAGCAAGUGGCCAGAACCCCAUCCAGAGGACCAUCAGCCCUGAUGUCAGGGCCUACACUAUCACUGGCUUGCAACCUGGCACUGACUACAAGAUCUACCUUUACACUCUGAACGAGAAUGCACGCAGCUCCCCGGUAGUGAUUGAUGCGUCCACUGCUAUCGAUGCUCCUUCCAACCUGCGCUUCCUUACAACCACAAGCAACUCCCUCCUGGCUACCUGGCAGCCUCCCCGAGCCAAAAUCACAGGCUAUAUCAUUAGGUACGAGAAACCUGGCUCACCACCCAAGGAGCUUCUGCCUCGCCCUCGGCCCAGCACCACCGAGGCCACUAUUACAGGUUUGGAACCAGGAACUGAAUACAUCAUCUACAUCAUUGCUGUGAAGAACAAUCAAAAGAGUGAACCGCUGAUUGGCAGAAAAAGGACAGAUGAGCUUCCCACGUUGAUUACCAGACCACACCCCAACCAGCCCGACAUUCUCGACGUACCUUCCAUUGACGAGGGGACCCCCUACCUCACAAACAAUAGGUAUGACAAUGGAAAUGGUAUCCAACUUCCAGGCACUUCAGGGCACCCACAGACAAUAGGACACCAGGGACAGCAAGUCUUUUUUGAAGAGCACGGCUACAGGCGGCCUGUACCCACCACAGCAACUCCGCUCAGGCCGGGGUCGAGACGGCAGCCGCCGAAUGUGGACGAAGCCAUCGAAAUCCCCGGGUACCAAGUGCCUAUCAUAGUCGAACCUUCCUACCCUCACUCCCGUGGGCCCAGGCGCAAUGACACCACGGGGCAGGAGGCUCUUUCUCAGACCACCAUCUCUUGGAGGCCGUUGCUGGAGAGCACUGAGUACAUCAUCUCAUGUCAGCCCGUCAGCCAGGACGAGGACACUUUGCAGUUCAGGGUCCCUGGCACUUCCUCCAGUGCUACGCUCACCGGCCUUACGAGAGGGGCCACCUACAACAUCAUAGUGGAAGCCCUGAAAGAUCACCGGAGACAAAAGGUGCUGGAGGAGGUAGUCACGGUUGGCAAUACUGUGUCUGAAGGACUCAACCAGCCAGCUGACGACACCUGCUACGAUACUUUCACUGGCUCCUUCUAUUCCAUUGGCGAGGAGUGGGAGCGGUUAUCUGAAACUGGCUUUAAACUCUGGUGCCAGUGCUUAGGCUUUGGCAGUGGUCAUUUCAGAUGCGAUUCUUCUAAGUGGUGCCACGAUAACGGUGUGAACUACAAGAUUGGGGAGAAGUGGGACCGGCAGGGGGAGAAUGGCCAGAUGAUGAGCUGCACCUGCCUUGGAAAUGGGAAAGGAGAAUUCAAGUGUGAACCUCAUGAGACCACCUGCUACGAUGAUGGGAAAAUGUACCAAGUUGGAGAGCAGUGGCAGAAGGAGUACUUCGGGGCCAUCUGUUCCUGCACUUGUUACGGAGGACAGCAGGGCUGGCGUUGUGACAACUGCCGCCGGCCCAGCGUGGAGGUGGCCCCCGAAGGCUCAGCUGGCCAUACCUACACACAGUUCACACAGAGAUACCACCAGGCCACAAACACUGAAGAAGACAAUUAUUCUGAUCUGGAGUAACAGUGCCUUGAAACAAGAUGGAGCAAACAUCUCAAUGAAGCAUGAAGAGACUAUUUGUAGAGCAGUUUGUUAAUUAAAGGCUUCCAGCUGCAUCCCCCCUGUCCCAGUAGAGCGCAGAGAGCCUCUGAGUAUGUAUGCCAUGCUGCAGGGGGCAGCUUUGGGGGAAUAGGUGGAGGAGAGAGAAAAGGGGGGAGGGAAAAUAAAAUAAUUCCUGCUUUAGCCAAGAACUGAGGCGAAGGAGAUGGGCCUCAGUCCAGCCAGACCCUUAAAUACCUAAAAUCAAGAACGUUCUCAAGGGUUUGAGCUGCCACAAGGGCUGAGGCCAUGCUCACCCCAGGUCAAAAUUGAUGCUGGGUCACUGAGCCCCUGCUCCAAGCCUCCCCCUAAAGAUGGGGGAAGACCACACUUUACCUGUCCCUGUAGUGGAGGAUAACUUACCUGUGACCAGCUGAAGGGUUUAUAUUACAGUCUAUCAUACCAUUCCUUUAAAUCUCAGCUACUGUAGCUGCAUUUGCAUUGUGGUAAAUCCAAAUAAAAAUCCAGAGCUGAGGUUGUUUAGUUACAACUGAGCAUGCCCUCAGACACUGCUGUAACUGAAGUCACAGAAACCCUUCAGUUAGUAACCUCUGCAGAAAGCCUCAAAACCUCUGCAGAAAGCCUCAAAAACUGGGAGCCAGACCUCACCUACGUCGGUGCUUGUUCAAGUCUACUGUGGUAUUGGGGGAGGGCUCAUUAAAAUUCCCUCAAAAGCCCUUUUAAAAACAAAGCCAGUCUUGAUUACAAUGCACAAAAUUAGCAAUAAGUCCCUUUGUUGCCAGCUUUGCAGAAACCCAUAGAACAUUUGCAAAUGUAGAGCAUUAGUAAAGGUUCUUGUCGUGCUUC
Molecule: messenger RNA, 8484 nt
Organism: Cygnus olor (mute swan)
Lineage: Eukaryota; Metazoa; Chordata; Aves; Anseriformes; Anatidae
Gene: FN1
Product: fibronectin 1
Exons: 46
Coding region: 202-7602 (2466 amino acids)
Biological process (GO): nervous system development; cell-substrate junction assembly; heart development
Cellular component (GO): extracellular region
Molecular function (GO): proteoglycan binding; integrin binding
Source: RefSeq, a predicted model, not a curated record